ACGCGGCGUUAAUUAGCCUUGAAAUCAUUAUUUCAUAAUGUAAUGCAAAGGUCCCAGUCCCAAGUACCUUUUCUGAUACAUGGAGACGAAAAUGUUUGUUGAACCUGCAACAGAACCGAGAAACGAGAAGCUCCUUCAGUUAUAUGUUGGUUUAGACUUUAGACAUAACAUGGACAUAACGUUCUUUGCCCCUUCUUCCACAGAUAAAUGUUAACUUAAUAAGAGGCCGAGGUCCAAUGUUACCGAGCUAGUUUUGCAGGGGUCCACCAUCAAAAAAGUUUUCGAACGAUCACGCACACCGUGCUGUCGACGGUCGAUUUUACCUAAUUGAACAAUAGUUGCAAAUAGUUGAAACAAAAAGAAAUGAAAAGGGCUGCAUUCUUUCUGAUUUAUUGUUUGGCUGUAAUAAAUGCUAGACCAGAAGAAACAAAGAUUAAGGCAUCUGAUGUUGAAAACGUAGAAAUCGAGAAGCAACGGGUCAUAGAAUUGCAGCUAUUUUCGAAAAUGUCCACGUCUGCUACGAACGAAGACAAAGAUCAUGAACGCAAGACAAAAGAAAUAAUGGCAAAAAUAGACCAAGUGAACAAGAAUUUGGGCUACGUGCAAAACAAGAAUAAGCCGCAGAGGAAGUUGUAUUACGGUAUAUUUUCCAAAUCUGAACAGAAAGGGCCUGUUACUACAGCAGACCUCUUCCAGUCGGGAUUGAAAGAUCUUGCCAAAAUUGUUGGCGUUGAUAACAACAAUAGCAACAAAAAUUCGAAAGAGAGAAAGAUUGAAAACCCGCAUUCCCAGUAUUUCUUGUUUCCCGUUCUUCCUCUUGUUCCGAAUCAUCGCUCUGUCAGUUUCGUAAAUGAUGACAAAACUGACUUUGAAAUGUUGCAGAGAACGGUAACUCAAAUAAAAGACAUUGUAGCCAAAGUUCGUGGUCAAAAUUACCCCAUUUUUAAACGAGGUAACGAGUUUGUCAUUCCCAGUAUUAAUCCAGCAACAGAAGAAGCAAAACUCGACCAAAGAACGACAAGUGUCGGGAACGGCGGACCUGCAAACUCGCCCAUGGUCAUCAUUCCAAUCAAUGAUAAUUCCCAAGAAGAUGACGGAAAGCAACAUGAACAAUUUGAAUAUGAAUACGAAGAAGUUGAAGGAAGGGAAAACACCAAAAUAAUAACAGAGUCAAAAAGGUCAACCCAUUCUCCUACGAGCACUGCUCUCGGCGUAAUGGAAGAUAAACGAGACUCGAGAAGACGUUACAAAACGCCGGAAGCAACAGAAUCGUCAAAAAUUUUGGGCAUAAAACUGCCUUCGAUAAAUAAACCACCCAAUUUCUCACCAAACGGUCAAAAAUUCGGGAACGGUGGAGGCAAUUCCACCAAAGACGUCCACAACCAAAUCGGCGGCGACAAGAAAAAAUUCUGGAGCAGAGAUAAUACUGGAAAUGGUAUUUUUAUCCAAAGGCUUAAGGUGAGGAAAGGUGGAGUUGCUAUAGCAGGACCAGGUGGUAUAGCGACUGCUGGUAGUGGUGGAACUGCAAUCGUAGGACCCAGCGGUGUGGCUUACACUCAACCCGACAGUGUGGCUAUUGCUGGAGCUGGAUCGAAAGUUGUGGCAGUCGAUGCUGGAAUAAAUUUAACCGAUUUGAUUAAUACCCUGCAAAAAAUGAACAGGUCGACGGAAAACGAAUUCGUACCGAGGGUCGGUAAGGUCGUCGCAACUGGUCCGGUCAUAUACUACAACAGGGUUUUUUCUUUUAUCUGUAGAUUUGCAGACCCUUUCAACUUCCUAACAAGUCUCACUAAUUUACCGCCUGCUCGCUUUAUUUCGAACCACAGUUCAUUGUCUGAACAAAGAGUAGAAUUGAAAAAAGUAGACGAUAAAAUCUUACGAAAUGACUCGGUAAUAUCAUCACCAUUUCAAGCAGUUUAUUUGAACGAUUUUUCAAAGGCCAACCUCCUAAAAAACGGAGAUGGAGAUCGUAACCAAGACGUGGUGACUUACAAAAGCAAUCCCCUGUUUCAAUUUUUGAAAAAUGGACACACUAUACAACUGAACAGAAUUAUCAGUUUUAGAAAUACGGAUGGAAGUAACGACGUUGCCACUUUAAUUUUAAAACCCAUAGCUAGAGCCGUUGCGGCUCAGGAUGGGAAAGCUGUAGCAAACCCCUUGUCAAGGGCUGUUUUACGAAAAGGGACAGAUGUCGACAUUCUUUUUGAACCUGAAGCUUUUGCCAUCGUUGGGCCCGGGGGCAUAGCCCAUGCGCAAAGUGACUUGGAAAUAAGCUACGAAAAUGAUGAUGAAAAUUUUACGAAACAUUUAAAUACCUGUAUAAAACCUUCGAAGACAACACUGCUUCCCUUCUAUGGCGGUGCUAAGGGGCAAAGUUUAGAAAUAAUUCAACUACCAGACGGUAAAGUAAUAAUGAAUAUAAUCAAGUCUCCACCCACCACGGAACGUCCAAGGGAAGAAACAACUGCGCAUCCCGAGGACGUGGAAUAUCCUUCAAUUCCCAAUAGGUACGAAGAUGAUUUCGACGAACCUGAAACAAAUAUAAGGACAGUGAAACUCACUGCCGAUCGUUUAAUUCAAUUGCAAGACAAAUCAAAAAACGACAGUCCUUUAAGUGAAGAAGAACAGACGGAGUUUAACAGGGGAAUUGCCCUUUUGAGCGAAACUGCUUCAAAAUUUGCCCAACUUCAACAAAAAGAUAAGCUAAUAUCUCCCAUGGAGUCGAAAACUGAUGUUUCGGACUGGUUGAGCAGAAAAAAGGACAAGAAAGAACCCAACAAAAUUAAAGACGACAACAAGAAGGAACAAAAGAAGAAAGAAGAUGAAAAACGUAAGGAGGAAGAACAGAAUAAUAAAGAAGACAGACUUGAAGGAGAAAAGAAUAAAGAACAGAAUCAGAAUGAAGAUUCAGACGAAAUUGCCAUCAAUUUACCCUCGGAGGAAGCUUCGGUCGCCGAAGCUAAACCGGCCAACCUCCUAAAAAACGGAGAUGGAGAUCGUAACCAAGACGUGGUGACUUACAAAAGCAAUCCCCUGUUUCAAUUUUUGAAAAAUGGACACACUAUACAACUGAACAGAAUUAUCAGUUUUAGAAAUACGGAUGGAAGUAACGACGUUGCCACUUUAAUUUUAAAACCCAUAGCUAGAGCCGUUGCGGCUCAGGAUGGGAAAGCUGUAGCAAACCCCUUGUCAAGGGCUGUUUUACGAAAAGGGACAGAUGUCGACAUUCUUUUUGAACCUGAAGCUUUUGCCAUCGUUGGGCCCGGGGGCAUAGCCCAUGCGCAAACAUACAUUUCUGUAAAAUCAGUCACCUGUGGCAAUUUGUUGGUAAUGUGGCGAAAUAAAGGUUGCAAUGAAUAUCAACCAAAAAUUACGAAACAUGUAUGCAUAGGUACGUCUGCAAAAUUGAUGAACAUUUCGCUUUGUGUUGAUUAUGGUUUACUCACUGUAUUUAAUGAUUUUUUUUUAAGUAUAAAACCUUCGAAGACAACACUGCUUCCCUUCUAUGGCGGUGCUAAGGGGCAAAGUUUAGAAAUAAUUCAACUACCAGACGGUAAAGUAAUAAUGAAUAUAAUCAAGUCUCCACCCACCACGGAACGUCCAAGGGAAGAAACAACUGCGCAUCCCGAGGACGUGGAAUAUCCUUCAAUUCCCAAUAGGUACGAAGAUGAUUUCGACGAACCUGAAACAAAUAUAAGGACAGUGAAACUCACUGCCGAUCGUCUAAUUCAAUUGCAAGACAAAUCAAAAAACGACAGUCCUUUAAGUGAAGAAGAACAGACGGAGUUUAACAGGGGAAUUGCCCUUUUGAGCGAAACUGCUUCAAAAUUUGCCCAACUUCAACAAAAAGAUAAGCUAAUAUCUCCCAUGGAGUCGAAAACUGAUGUUUCGGACUGGUUGAGCAGAAAAAAGGACAAGAAAGAACCCAACAAAAUUAAAGACGACAACAAGAAGGAACAAAAGAAGAAAGAAGAUGAAAAACGUAAGGAGGAAGAACAGAAUAAUAAAGAAGACAGACUUGAAGGAGAAAAGAAUAAAGAACAGAAUCAGAAUGAAGAUUCAGACGAAAUUGCCAUCAAUUUACCCUCGGAGGAAGCUUCGGUCGCCGAAGCUAAACCGGUAGGGUUAGCUGUAGCAGGUGAAGGAGGAGUGGCAGCAAGUCGACCCAUAGCCACGGCCGUUUCAGGUAAGGGUGGUCUGGCAGUAGCACGUCCUGUGGGAACAGCUAUUGCUGGUGUAGAUCCUGACGAAGCUCUUUUAUUAGUUUAUGGUCCUGGAGCGUCGAGUCGUCCUUCAGGAGAUAAGGAUAAAGGAAAAGUUAAACCGAAGAAAAGGAACACCGAAAUGGUGUAUAGACUAAUUCAAAAAUAUCAGGAAAUGUAAUAAUAAAUUAAUUUGUAAGUAAGCGAUAAAUAUAUUGCUUGUGUCUAGAUAUAUUAUAAUAAUGUGUAUAUUUUUCUAUGCUGUAUCGUACUUUCUAGUAAGAGUUGCUGCGUAAUUUUUUGUACUUUAGCUUUUAAUACGUUCAUUAAGUAAAAGAAGAAAAUAAAUUAAAAAUAUUAUCUCUA
This is a messenger RNA of Agrilus planipennis (emerald ash borer), 4568 nucleotides long. RefSeq lists its product as uncharacterized. Gene Ontology annotation, biological process: ubiquitin-dependent protein catabolic process; protein ubiquitination; mRNA processing. The transcript is spliced from 9 exons. Gene Ontology annotation, cellular component: nucleus. Lineage: Eukaryota; Metazoa; Arthropoda; Insecta; Coleoptera; Buprestidae. The record is from RefSeq and is a predicted model, not a curated record. The coding region runs from base 364 to 4383 and encodes 1339 amino acids. Gene Ontology annotation, molecular function: ubiquitin protein ligase activity.